Messenger RNA from Motacilla alba alba, 6662 nucleotides. RefSeq names its product thiamine transporter 2-like. The transcript is spliced from 6 exons. Gene Ontology annotation, cellular component: plasma membrane. The coding region runs from base 2114 to 3538 and encodes 474 amino acids. The record is from RefSeq and is a predicted model, not a curated record. Gene Ontology annotation, biological process: vitamin transport; transmembrane transport. NCBI's taxonomy places the organism in Eukaryota, Metazoa, Chordata, Aves, Passeriformes, Motacillidae. Gene Ontology annotation, molecular function: thiamine transmembrane transporter activity.
UCAGUAGAAUCUGAUAAAAUGAACCUGGCUAAUUUUUUAGGUCUUUUGUUUACUACUGUGCAUUGUGGGGACAUUGUCUGCUGUAAACAGGCUCUAAGCAGAACAGUUUAACCAUUGCAGUCAUAAAAAUAGGAGAUGCACUUAGUCUCCAGUGAGAGUUCUUCUCUUACUGCAGAACUGAGGGCAUGAUGCUCCUUCCUGUAGAAACAGGGACAGAAUCCAGGAGAGUAAGGACUAUUCUUCUAUUCUUCCUUGUGAGUAGCAAUCUUCUUUUGACGCAUUCAGUUUAGAACUAGAUGUCAGUCCCAGACUAGAAGUUAACAAGAGCUUGUGCUUAAACUAAAAAGAGGAACUUCAUAUUUUCAGCUCCAUUCUUAUGUUCUGGCUAGAGCUAACUGAUCUUUGUGUCUGUAGGAUGCCACUGAGGAGCAAAGGACCAAGCAGACACAGUGUAUUUGGCUUGCACCUGUAGAGAAAACCAUCUUCAGAAAACAGAUAAGACUUUAAAGAAUAAAGAAUCCAUUCCUAGUCUCUCUAAUCUCCAAAAUAAUGAUUCUGAGGUUGGAAGCUGGCAGAAAGCAUUAUGGGGGAACUAAGGGAUGAAGAAGGCAGCUCUUAGGAGUGUUAGGAGGAGAAAGACAAGGCCUUAUGUUAUCCUGGGUUUUCAGCUGCAAAUCAGAACUCACCCAGCAGUCAGAGGUUUUUAAAAGAGUAAGAUGUACACAUGCACCUGUGUGUUUGUGUACCUGCACACACACACUACGGAGAGGAGAUAGUUGAGACUUGGCAGGUUACAAGGAAGGCUGGAACCAUAGGCUGUCUACUUCUGCAGGAAAAGGAAAUUCUCAACACAUCCACCUCUCCUAGCAGCUUGUAGUACUGCUUGUCUUUCUUCCAGCGUGUUAAAGGUUUCCAUGCAAACAUGGAACUCCAGAGCUGUGCACAUUCCUCCCCACAGCUGCAACCCCCUCUAAAUACACCACUAAUUACCUUUGAAACAUUAGUGGGUUUGGGCAUAAACCUUCCAUGAAGAUACAGUCCAACAAGCUGGUAAGGCCAGUUUGAGCAAACAAGGAAGGAACAAAUAGUGUGUUUGUAUUUAAAACAUGCAGGUACUGCCCAAGCACUGUGUGGGCUACCAGAGAAACACAAGCCAGCAGCCCUUUCAGCCCCUGCCCAGCAGCACCUUCCCUUCCCAAGGUCGUUUCCCUGCCUCAAAGCCCUUGGCCAGGGAGGAGGAUGAAGGGCAGAGGCAGGCUCAGCUCCCCAAAGGGAGCUCCUGGCUGAGGCUCCUGGCUUCUGCUCCCAGGGUCAACACACAUCCUACCAACAGGCUUCAGGGUGAACUCCAGCCUCUGACAAACCUUGGAAGAUGCAGGCAGUACAGUCUUAAAAAAAAAAAAGAAAUGGGCAAAGGAAAGCAAAGCAGCAGCAUUUCUCUGAAACAAGCCUGUUAAUUUUUUAGCUAUAACCUAGAUUUAGCAGUUGAAUUUCAUCCCUUUGUCCUUAAAUGACAGAUCUGUCCCUAUACAGAAGUAAUUCCAGGCCAACUAAUAGUAGGAAGCAUUUGCUGUCCUACCUCCCAUGGCCCCAGCACAGGCAGGAGUCAGAGCAGACCCCAGGAGCCCAAAGGCCUCUGUGCUAUGCACGGGACAGGGACACUGUUAGCCCAAACUGUAAAACUGGUUAUCUGUCUUUCCAUUAAUCAGAGAGCAGAGCUUUUAAAGGUAUUUAUUAACAGAAAAAAUGCAAUCAUUGCUUUCUUGUCACAACAGGUUUUAUUAAUCAUUAGCUACACUAAGUCUUACAGUUUUAUCUUAAAAAUAGAACUCAGUUUGCUGACAAAACCCAUAAAGAACGCUUUCCCUGCAAUCUUCAUGGACAAGUUCUGCAAGAAAGAACAGCUAUGACAAGUUGUUAUUAUUAUUUAAAUUCUGAUGACAUUUUAUCAAGUUUAGAAAUAACUUUUUGGGAAAAAAGUUACAGAAAUUUCUGGUUACCACCAGCUCUAAAGGGUGGUUUCUCACUUCUCUGCAAGACAAAGCCAUUCUAGGAAGAACUGCACCUGAAUCCACAGGAAAUGCACCACAGCCAGAGCCUUGACAGGUAGAUUAUGGAUUGCUGGAAGGGAGCCACAAGCCACAGCUGGAUUUUUCCCACGGUGAUCAUCUGUGCAAAUGGAUUUUUCACCACAAUGAGGCCAUCAGAAUCUUUUCUCACCCCCUAUCUAACAGGACCAGACAAAAACCUAACAACUGAAGAGGUUACCAACCAGAUUCUGCCAGUCUGGACAUACUCCUACCUCGCUCUCCUUUUCCCAGUGUUCCUGCUCACAGACUACGUGCGCUACAAGCCCGUCCUCCUCCUGCAGGGCAUCAGCCUCAUCGUCACGUGGCUGCUGCUGCUCUUUGCACAUGGAGUGGUGGCCAUGCAGCUGGUGGAAUUCUUCUAUGGCAUGGUCACAGCCACCGAGGUGGCCUAUUACGCCUACAUCUACAGCGUGGUCAGCACCCAACACUACCAGAGGGUCACCAGCUACUGCAGGAGCGUCACCCUGGUGGCAGCCACCGUGGCCGCCGUGCUGGGACAGCUGCUGGUGUCCUUAGCACACGUCUCCUACUUCUACCUCAACGCCAUUACCUUGGCCUCCGUGUCCCUGGCAUUCCUGUGCGCGUUCUUCCUGCCCAUGCCCCAGAGGAGCAUGUUCUUCCACAGGAAAGACGCUCCUGAGCCUGUGCCAGGGCCUGGCAAAGGGCCGGCUGUGGGCGCCGCCCGCAGGCCCUCGAGCUGCGCAGAGGAAAGGAGCCCUGAUCCUGCUGCCAGGGCCCCGAGCCCCCAGCCCCGGGCCGGCAAUGCCGGGCCCCACGGGCACAUGCUCAGCGUGCUGCUGCAGCUGGGCAGGGACCUGAGGGAUUGCUACGGCUCCCGCAAGCUCCUCUACUGGUCCCUGUGGUGGGCUCUGGCCACGGCCGGCUUUAACCAGGUGGUGAAUUAUGUCCAGGUGCUGUGGGACUUCCGAGCCCCCUCGCACAGCUCCGCAGUGUACAACGGAGCUGUCGAAGCAAUAGCAACUUUUUUGGGUUCAGCAACAUCCAUGGCAGUUGGAUAUGUCAAAGUAAACUGGGAUCUCUCUGGAGAACUGGCUUUGGCAAUUUUCUCUGCACUGGAUACUGGUUCUCUGCUUCUUAUGCACUUCACUGACAACAUCUGGGCAUGUUAUGCUGGUUAUCUUGCAUUUAAAGCUUGCUAUAUGCUCCUUAUAACAAUAGCAACGUUUCAGAUUGCUGUCAACCUCAGCAUGGAGCGUUAUGCUUUGAUGUUUGGCUUCAACAACUUUGUUGCACUGGUGAUUCAGACGAUUUUAACAGUUGUUGUAGUAGAUUCAAGAGGUCUGGGACUGGAUAUCAGCACUCAGUUUCUCAUUUAUGGCAGCUACUUCACAGUCAUAACUGGAAUUUUCCUGAUCAGAAGCAUGUACACCAUAAUUUCCAUCAAAUGCAGAAGUACAAGUGUGGCUACUGAAAGCACUGCCCCUUAACAACAGAGACAAAAGCAAUUGUUACAAGCAACAAUGCAGAAGGCUCCAUCAUCUGGACAACAAAUCAGGAGAAAAAUAACGUUCAAUCAGGCAAAACUGGUCCAGGUUGAAACAAGCUGUUUAUGAGCCUACUGCACAGAGAGCUUUGUCAACAGGAUUAUGCAUGUCCUCCAUUUUCUUCACCAGCAGUUUAAUACAAACAUUUCUCAAACAGUCUUUUAAUUCAAAUUUAGUGAUCUGACAUACGAACGUCUAUUAAAGCUCAGUGAGCACGAGGACAUACAAAUGCCUGAACCUCGCACCAGAGGAACUCACAGAACAACCUUGGGACUUUCCCUUCUACUGAGUAUUUAAAUUCAAGGCAACUGAUUUACUGAGAGAAGACCAUCAGAGAUGUCCAGGGAAUCUUCAAGCAGUUGAACCAUACAAUGACCUGUCAGAAAAUUUGUCACAGAGGCCUUUGGAAAACUUAAGACUUUUUCAACUGGACAUCGCAUCUGCCUUACAGAACUCAGGAUGGUCCUGCAAGUGUAGCAUCUUGUUAACUUGUAACAGCUGAUGUUUAGGACUGAAGUCUAAUCUAGGGGGUCUCCAUAUUAAUUUCUGCAUAAGGGCCCUAAAGUUAUCAAGUGAAGUGCUUUGAUGAUAAAGCAUAAAAAUACAGCUUUUAGGCAACUAUGCUAUUUGCAUGACCAAUUGAGGGAAUAACUGCAGAGAUUUCCAUGAUGAAAACAUUUUAAAUCAGGAGUGAAAAAUUCAUUUUGUAAAUAAAGCUAUUUUAAAACCUAAUCAGUGAAACACCUAUGGUGUCAGUUUAUGCUCAAUAUACAGAAGACUCGAAACAAUACAAGAUCUUCAGCUUAUCUGGAAUUUGACAAAGCUAAAAUCCGUGAACACAGACUAAAGAGGUGUGCUUGUGUAUAGUUAAAAGUUGCAAACCUUUUAUCAGCAGUUAAUUUGGUUAUGAAAAAUAAAGUAUUCCACUACUACAGCAUAUUCUAAACUACAUGCCGUGCAUACUUCAAUCAGUUUCAGUAUCUCAGCAAUAAUAUUUGGAUUAAAACAAUCUCUAUAGAUGCUGAUCUCAUUAGUCCUUGCCCAAAGCCUAAUUUACACCACUGUAAGUGAAGAGGGCACAGAAUUGUUGCUCUUUCAUAACACUCAUCUCAUUGACAAGACAUCUCUUUGAUUUGGUCCAGUUCUCUGCACUAAGCAUUUUUAAGUAUUCCACAAGCCCUGCAGUCCCCCAUUCUCAACUGCAUUUAUCUCUUACUAUCCAAAACAGCCAAGGUUGGGGAACAGGGAGAGUUAUAACUAUUUACACUGUGCUAAAAUACAGUGAUGAAUAGGAGUGUCACUAAUACCCUGCAAACCUCCAGUUGCUGGGGAUUUCUUCAGUGAAUUCCCCCGAGAAUGCUGGGAACUGAACACCACACUCUGUUGGAGCAGUCUCCAUCAGAAACAAGAGAGCCUUCAAGCCUGUUUUAAAUAUACCAGCAGGACAAAACCAGACAUUUAAGUACGGAAAACUUGCAGCAUGUUUUAUGAGCUGCUUGUCUCCUCCUUGGUAUCUCCAAAGUUUAAAAAACAAAAACAAACAAAAAGAAAUUACAGCCCCCAUAGGCAGGCAACAAAAGUCAAAAGCAUUAGCACAAAUGUUUUUACAAGCAGAGGGCAAACCUUUCAGAUGCCCUAGAAAAACCUAUCUGACAUUCAGGCAGUCAAUUACAAGGGAAAUGAUUUACCUUGAAGAAUUUUCGUGUUUAUCGCAAAUGGACGCUUGUGUCCUUUUUAAAAAAAGUCAGUCUCACCUUAUUUAUUCCUGUUAUCCUGAAAGCUGUUAGAAUUUUAUUCUCCAGCUGGUCAGAAACCUUUAAGCUUGCAGUUUAUGUAUUCACAAUAUACUGGCAUUGUUUGUUAAAUUCCAGUAUUACAUUUGAACUGUACCUAAAUUCAUCUCUGUUUAAAACACCAACUACUUUGAUGCAGUUAUAUUUUUCUUGAACCUUAUCACUGUUACAGAGGAAGACAAGCCAGACAUUUUUUCCCUCUACAAAUUUCACUGUAGUAUGGCAGGAAAUAUUUCUGUAAAUUAAAAAAAAAAUUAAUAUUCCACAGGAGCUCUUACUGAUAUGUAUCAGUUUUUAAUAAAGAGAGGGCUAUUACACCUGUGGUCCUUUGGCCUGCUGUUACACACUCUGUUCAGACCACAACUAAGGCUUGUUCAGAGCCUGUCAUUAGUUACCCAUAAUAAGGUGUCUUUUGCUGCAAACCUUCUCUCCAAUAACUACCCUUCACAGUGCUUCCAGUGUCCUUCAUGACAUACUGUAUCCAAACAAUCCAAACCUCACCUAACACUCUCCUGUGUGACAGGUCAUUUCACCUGAGCUAGAACAGCGAGCUUCACCACAAGGACAAAAAGAAACACAUCCAAAUGAGGCAUGUGAAAAUUUUAAGCUUAGCUCACCUUUAAACACAUUGCUUUGGACACCUCAUAUGGACACACACUGUGAUGUACACAGUGUGUACAUUUUCAUCCAGUAAAUGUUACUGCACAGAAAUAAUGCUACACAGGGUUUUUUUUCUAAUAUUUAUUUUUUCACCUGCAAACUGUAGCAAAACAUGAUCAGCUUUAUUAUGCAGACAGGUAUCCCUCUAACAUUAGAGAUUUAGGCAUGUAUAAAUAGAAGAGCUCUUAGGAAAGGAAAACAUUUUGAGAAAUGAACAAACCUUCAAUUUAACUUCGUGACUUCCAAUACCAAUGGUUAAAAUGAUGCAGCUCAUUCAUUCCAAGAGAUACAACAGCACCUUAAAGUGGCUGAUCUAUUCCCCAGUAACAUUUUUCACAUAACAAUGUGUUAAAGUUACAAAUACUGAUAUGCACAAAUAGCUAUUUUCUAAGAAAAAUAUGUACAGUACUGCAGCAUAAUGAGUGUGGUAUCUGCAAUAACUUAUUAGCCAAUUUUAAUACACAUGAUACCGCUACUUUUUACCUGCCACUUCACAGGUUCAAGGAUGUUACCACAGCCCUCUGUUUUGCACGUUAUUACCUGGUGGGGGGUUGGUUUUCUUGUUUUUUGUGUCGGGUGGUUUUUUUUUUUCUUUCUGAAACUUUUUAAAGGUA